Messenger RNA from Cyphellophora attinorum, 645 nucleotides. RefSeq lists its product as uncharacterized. The record is from RefSeq and is a predicted model, not a curated record. The transcript has a single exon. Lineage: Eukaryota; Fungi; Ascomycota; Eurotiomycetes; Chaetothyriales; Cyphellophoraceae. The coding region runs from base 1 to 645 and encodes 214 amino acids.
AUGGCUAUCCCUCUCCAGCCACAGCCCACGACCGACGUCGAACGCAUGACUGACAUCAUCGUCGAUGCCUUCGCCGCCAUACCUCUGCUAUACACAUUCGUCGUUGAGAUCGAUGCGCUUCCGCCUCCCUAUCCGUCCUCAGCUAUCGAUCGAGUCCGUCGUCGUGCCUUUUACGAGCAAGGCAUAGCGAGUCUCAUGAAAGACGGCGCUGUGGCUGUACAGGCUGGCAAUUGGUCCGCAGUUGCGAUCUGGGAGCCUCCUGGCUUUGCUGGCAAGCCUUUCACCAACGCCGGCUUCGCAGGCCCGCUGCGAACGGAAUGGCGGGCUCGAGUAGCUGCCGCAAAGAAGAAGCAUCUUGGAGACAAGCCCUUCUGGCACUUGGCAUUCCUUGCCCGGAAUCCCGAUAUUGAUAGCAUACCGGGCGCCAUCUCUGCACUCAUACGGCCUUAUGUGGAAAGAGCAGUGGCAGACGGCGUACCUGCAUGGCUCGAGGCUAUCGAUACAAGAGGUGUUGAGAUUUACGAACACUUUGGGUUUAAGCUGGUAGACCAUGUGGUGGUUGGGAAAGGCACACACAGCGCGACGGGCUGGCCUGAGGAUGGCGGCGAAGGUGUUUCGGGAUACUGCAUGAUCCGCGAGCCAUAA